Molecule: messenger RNA, 646 nt
Organism: Rhincodon typus (whale shark)
Lineage: Eukaryota; Metazoa; Chordata; Chondrichthyes; Orectolobiformes; Rhincodontidae
Product: cysteine and histidine-rich domain-containing protein 1-like
Exons: 3
Coding region: 84-338 (84 amino acids)
Source: RefSeq, a predicted model, not a curated record
AUCUUCUAAUGUUGGAGUUCUCUGAUGCCUUCAUCAUUUUACAAAGAGGAUAGACCUCAACACAGGGCAAGGGAAGCAAACCAAUGGCAGCAGAAGGGACUGGGAACACCCCUCAAGGGCAACUGCAGGGAUGGUCUUGCUGCAAGAGACGCACCACAGAUUUUUCUGAUUUCUUGAAUAUUCCGGGUUGUACUAAGGGAAAGCAUUCCAAUGAAAAGCCUUCUGAGCCUAUCAAACCUGAAGUGAAGACCUCAUCAGAACCAGAGCUGAAACCGAAGAGUAAUGAAAAUGUUAUGCAGAGCCGAAGACCAGUUGAAGCAAUCGUAAGACCAAGGUAAAAUUUAUAUAUAAAACAGAAAAAAUUAAGUUAGUUUGUGAGGAAUGUGCCUUUAAACAAAGUCCUGAUUGAAGGUCAAAUAAUUGGGAGCUUUUGAAAUCUGUCAUUGAGAUCUGUAUGUCUAUUUAAUUUGUUAAAGUUUGUGCUCUUUUUGAAAAUACGUUAGUCAUGUUCUGUAUGAAUAUUAGCUCCAUGGACAAGUUUUUGCUUCCUAUGAACUGAAACUUUUGUACCAAAUUUCUUGUAACCAAAAACUGCUGCAUAUGGUAUGGAAUCAAAGAUAGUAGGAACUGCAGAUGCUGGAGAAUC